UCAGACGUCGCGCGCCAAGCGCACAGUACGGAAGGGCUGCAUAUGUUGACAAUACUUUAUUUUAUUACUCAUACAUUGUGUUUGUGAUAGUAACAACCAAAUUAUUGUUUAUACAACAAACGUGAACUUUUAGUAAGGCCCAAAUAGUUUAUUUUGAACUGAAGUGUCAGUGUUUUGCAUCAUUUGGAUUAAUUUACAUUUUACACAACGAUUUUACAUGGUAAUUAUGUACGUUGAUUAGGUGUUUAUCGUUGUAGUCAAUGUCAGGUUAAGAUACAGUGGCUUAUUGAGUGUGUGAAAAGUUGGUAAAAGACAUGAGCAGUGAAAACAAAGAUGAUAAAUCAGUGAAGGGCGCUGGGGGAUGAAAGAUGCUGGUGCGGGGGUGCGCGGGGGGUGAGUUACGGCACUCGUUGUCGGAGAAGACGAAAGCUCUGGCUGCAAAGUGCCAUGCUCUUAGGUCACCAGCGCGUGAACAGCGCGGAACCGAGCGCCGCCGCACCAGGCAACGCAAGUCGCAGACAAGGUGGUAUGUGAAGCAGCCGACAUGGCGGUUGUGGGGCGAGGAGCGAGUAGACGGGGCGAUUUAUACUGUUUAUUUGAAGAAAGUACGUUACCAUCGGCCUACGCGCUGCGCAUCCAGUGAGUCUGAUGACGAGAUCUCACAUUUGGAGUGGGAGACAGUUCGAGUGAGAUUUGUUAAAGCUGGUACUGUUGAUCGCCUCGUUGAGGCAUUAGCCACUGACGAUGGCGAGUUGGAGUCCACUUAUGUCAAUGUGUUUCUCGCUACAUACAGGUCAUUCGCGGAGUGCAGUAAAGUCCUCGACUUGUUACUAGGUCGGUAUGAAGCCCUCGCAGCCGACGACGUGCUUUCUACUGGGACGGAAAACUCACAGCAACAUAGAAAGACUCUGGUCGCGUGUCUUCAUGUCUGGCUGGACACGUAUCCUGAGGACUUUCGUCAAGCCCCGCACCACCCCGCGCUGCAGCAGCUCCUCACCUUCACUCAGAUACACCUACCUGGUUCUGAACUACAUUCGAAGGUGUUGCAGAAGCUAGCAAUAUUCAGUGCGGAACGAAAUGGAAGUGUCGGCGGUAGUGGCGUGUGCCUCGCUCCUGGCAUGCGUCUGCCAGCCCACCACACAACCUCAUACCGUCUGCCCCACGUGCCCCACCGACACUUCGCAGAACAACUCACCAGAAUGGACAUGGAGUUGUUCAAGAAGUUAGUCCCCCAUCAGUGCCUCGGCGCCAUCUGGUCCCGCCGAGACAAAGACCGCUCCCACGACGCAGCCACAGUGCUAGCUACGAUCAAUCAGUUCAAUGCCGUCUCUUUCCGUGUCAUAUCCACAGUUUUAGUCGAACCGAACCUCAAACCUCUAGAAAGAGCGGAUAUCCUGGCUGCGUGGUUAGAUAUCGCCAGAGAACUGAGAGUGCUUAAAAACUUUUCUUCCUUAAAGGCCAUAAUUUCGGGGCUGCAAAGCAACCCCGUGUACAGAUUAAGAAAAACCUGGGCGCUCCUAAACAAAGAAAAAGCGGAGCUGUUUGAAGAGCUAGCGAGAAUUUUUAGUGAAGAUAACAAUCGAUGGGCGCAAAGAGAACUCUUGAUGAGAGAAGGGACGGCGAAAUUUGCUGACACGGUUGGGGAAAAUGAUAAGCAAUUACAGAAGUUACUUCACGAGCGCGGAUCUCCUGGAGUCAGCCAUGGAACGAUACCAUAUCUGGGCACAUUCUUAACUGAUCUGAUAAUGAUCAAUACAGCGAUUCCGGAUACCGUAGCAGAUGGGUUAAUUAAUUUUGACAAGAGACGAAAAGAGUUUGAGGUGCUCGCACAGAUCAAAUUGCUCCAAGGUGCAGCAAAUGCAUAUCACUUACCCACCGACCCCAUGUUUGAUCGCUGGUUUGAUUCUGUCAUAAUCUUAGACGAUAGAGAAGCGUAUCAGCUUUCAUGUCAAAUAGAACCUCAAACCAAUGCACCGAAAGAACGGCGCCCGAAGAAGAAUGAGAAUAACAACGGUCAUAGGAAGAAUGAUUCGAUAGCCAGUACUAGUUCGAGUAACAGCUCUCAGUUUUACUGCGAAACAGAUGGUGCAGGGACGUGGAAGAGAGACAGUUUGGAGCGACGGUCUUCUCCUACGAGAUUAUCUCAUGGUUCUUCAUCAUCAUCCAUACCAUCUCUGGACGUGUCGUUGUCUAGUGCGAACAGUGGCCCGAAGCAACUCAACGGAAAAGUAGCCAACAGCCCUGCGCAUGCGACUCCAAAUGGGCCAGAUUUUUACAUAAUACGAGUCACAUAUGAGUCGGAUUGUGUUGAAACAGAGGGCGUGGUUUUAUACAAGUCGAUAAUGUUGAGUAAUAACGAGAGAACGCCACAAGUCAUAAGAAAUUCUAUGCUCAAGUUGAAUUUGGAUGGUGAUCCUGAUGGAUAUACUUUGGCUCAAGUUUUGCCGGAAAGAGAAAUGGUGCUCCCAGCAAACGCGAACGUAUACUACGCCGUCAACACAGCGUAUAACCUAAACUUCAUCCUAAGACCUCGGAGACCAGAGACUGACGUAGUUGUUAAUGGUAAAACAAAGAACAAACGUGCUUGACUGUGCCUCGAUAUUUUCUGUAUCUAGAAGACUCCUUUGUCUAUACCUUUACGUCCCGUAUAAAAAGUAUUUAUUUAAAAAAGGUUUUAUAACUGCAAGACUGGACUCAGACUGGCUUCUUGCUUUAUUAAUUUGGAUAAUUUGCGAAUCUAAAGCUCUAAUAUUGCUAAUUAAAAUACCAUGCCAUAUAAAUUUCAUUUCAGCACAAAUAUAUUUAUUUAUAUGUAUUUUUUGCUGUAUUAUGUACUUAAUUAGAUAUUUGUUAAUAUAGAUGUAGAAGUUAUGAAUGCCACCAAUAAUGCUAGGUUCUAUUUAUGAAUAAUUUUUUGUAAUAUAACUGAAUAUUUGUAUAUAAUGAAUACAAGAAUAAGAAUCUCAAAUAAGUAUACAUUAUAAAGUAGCAACCCAAGAGUAACAGAAAGUUUUAUCUGUACUUUUGAGCAUAGACAAGAGGUUGGCAUAGACAACAAUCUUUGUAAUUGUUCUUUUUUAUUGGAGUAUACGUUUUGUUUUUACUAUGGUAAUGUUCUGAGUCAUAAAUUAAAGACUUAGCCUCAACCAAAAAUAAACACACAUACAGACAGUUACUAAAAUACUUUUAAAAGCAAAAUCUACGAAUGUAAGGCAUGGCUUCUCUCCUCUAUUCUUUGUAGAAUGUCGGCUCCUUGUCGUGUGAUACAUUAUAAACAGUAUUUUUAUAGAAAGUGUAUUUGUCUGCCUUAUUUAUUAUAAAAUCAGCGACCAGUGCGUGAGCAAGAUAGGAAGGUAAGAUAUGAAGAAUCUUAUAAAUUUUCUAAUCCUCUAGGAAUUCUUUAUUUUCGACAUUAACAUACUUACCUAUAUGUUGACAUAAAAAUAAUCUCGAAAAGUUAAAAAUAUGUUGUCUGUAUCUCUUGGGUUGAAUGAGCCAAAGGCGUAUAUGUCUAUUAAAGCAAGGUGCUGUCUCUCUGUAUAUUAUGAAGCUUUAAAAUUAAAUUGUGAAUCCGAAUUUGAAUAAUUUUAACAGCAAUUAUUAAAUACUCUUAUCUAAUCAAUUGUAUUAACUCAGAUAUUUAGACAGCGCUGAAAUAAUGUUGUUGGAAGACGUAAUUAAAACCGCGCUUUAGCAGUGAUGUUCUGUAAACGCAUUAUCCGAUUUCAUUAAAUAAUUGGCACAAUACGCCAUGAAGUCGCUAUGAGAUUACAUAGUACGUAAGCUUGAAAUCGGAUUCGCGGUAGUUACAGGGUAUGCCUGCUGGUGCGGAAAUCGUUGUUAAAGAUCUUGUCUCCUGUAUCUUCAUGACAUAAAAAUUAAAUGCAUUUGUAAAAACAACGUGCCUAUAGUAAUGUGUAAAAGUCGUUCAAAUACUCUACGAUAAAGACUAGAAAACUUUGUAAACCUUUAUCUGUACUGUUUUAUUGUAGUUUUUGUAAAUAACUUUGUAGCUAUUUUAAUGGUUAUUCAACACUAGUUUCGUGUUGGUGUUGUGUAUCUGUAAUUAAAAGUUAUUAAUUAUU
Messenger RNA from Pieris napi, 4085 nucleotides. It is a transcript of the gene Rgl, whose product is annotated as ral guanine nucleotide dissociation stimulator. Gene Ontology annotation, molecular function: guanyl-nucleotide exchange factor activity. Bases 369 to 2588 code for a protein of 739 amino acids. Lineage: Eukaryota; Metazoa; Arthropoda; Insecta; Lepidoptera; Pieridae. Gene Ontology annotation, cellular component: plasma membrane. Gene Ontology annotation, biological process: Ras protein signal transduction; positive regulation of GTPase activity. The record is from RefSeq and is a predicted model, not a curated record. The transcript has 8 exons.